UUUUGCUUGAUUUAUGGAAUUGAAUUCUACCAUGGCUUCAAAACUCAAUGUUCUUAUGGUCGGAACAGGUGAGUACACUACCGGAUAUGUCUAUGACGGUGCAUCCGUAUCAGACAAGAAAAUUGGUGUCGUUGGUCUUGUUCUUUAUGAUAUGCGUCGUAAAGGCAAAGCCGAUUGGUUGGGCAUGGUUGGCACCACUGGAAGAAAGAAUGCCGGAUUAAAGUCCCAUUUACAACAGCAAAUUGCUCAUGUAUACAAAGAUAUGGAUGUCACUACCGAAUUCUUCCCGUCCGACUCUGUCGAGUAUUCACCGACUGAAUACAAGACUGCAAUGGAUCGUAUGCAGCCUGGUGAUGCGGUAACCAUCUUUACUCCUGAUGACACUCAUUUUGAUAUUGCUUUGUAUGCGAUUCGUCGUAAACUGCAUGUUCUCAUUGCUAAACCUGCUGUCAAAACAGUCGAGCAUCACAAAAUUCUUAUUAGCGAAGCCCAAAAAUACAAUGUUUUGGUUGUCGUUGAAUUUCACAAGCGGUUCGAUCCUAUAUAUUCUGAUGCUCGUGAGCGUAUCCGUGGUCUUGGAGAUUUUGGCUUCUUCUCAUCUUAUAUGAGCCAGCCAAAGUUCCAGUUGCAUACAUUUAAAAGCUGGGCCGGAAAAUCAUCUGAUAUCAGCUACUAUCUCAAUGCACAUCAUAUCGAUAUGCAUGUUUGGAGUCUUCAAGGUCGUGCUCGACCCAUCAGUGUUACAGCCAGUGCUGCUGGUGGUGUUGCUGUUGAUACUCCAUACAACUGUGCUCCAGGAACCAUGGAUACCAUUACAUUGAUGGUAAAAUGGGAGAAUCUUGAAAGCGGCAAUCCUGGAACUGCUGUAUACACAUCAUCGUGGUCUGCACCCAAAGCAGAAGUGCACUCUCAACAGCGCUUCUUUUAUAUGGGACACAAGGGCGAGAUAAGAAUUGACCAGGCCCACAGGGGAUACGAAGUUGCUACCGAUGCGACUGGUUAUGCUUCUGUCAAUCCACUUUUCAUGCGAUAUACGCCAGACGCUCGUGGAUACUACGGUGGGCAGCAAGGAUACGGCCACCAAUCUAUUGAAGCAUGGGCGGAUGCUUGUCUAAAAAUCAAAAAUGGAGAUGCUUCUCCUCAAGAUUAUACCGGCGUGUUGCCAACCAUAGGAGACACGGUCAUGGUGACUGCAGUACUCGAGGCUGGAUUUAAAAGUUUGCAAAAUAACGGCAUGACUGUGAUGAUUGAUCUUGAAAGCUAAAACGACUUUGAGGGUUUGCAAUAAAUGAAGCCCAUGAGGCAAGUCAGAAUUGCUCCG
Molecule: messenger RNA, 1321 nt
Organism: Batrachochytrium dendrobatidis JAM81
Lineage: Eukaryota; Fungi; Chytridiomycota; Chytridiomycetes; Rhizophydiales
Exons: 8
Coding region: 14-1264 (416 amino acids)
Biological process (GO): NADPH regeneration
Cellular component (GO): cytoplasm
Molecular function (GO): nucleotide binding; oxidoreductase activity
Source: RefSeq, a predicted model, not a curated record